Molecule: messenger RNA, 3152 nt
Organism: Salvia hispanica
Lineage: Eukaryota; Viridiplantae; Streptophyta; Magnoliopsida; Lamiales; Lamiaceae
Molecular function (GO): protein binding
Source: RefSeq, a predicted model, not a curated record
UCCGCCAUGGGGCCCCACAGUGAGACAUUGUUUCUUCCUCCUUCAAAGAAAAACCCACCGCAUGGCCACCCUCCUCCAAAUCCACGCUUUCAUGCUCCGCCACGCCCUCGAUACCAACCUCAGCCUUGUCACCAUGUUCAUCACCAGCCUCUCCUCAGCUGAUCCGCGCAGCGGCACUCGUCACGCGCGCCAACUGUUCGAUCAAUUGCCGCAACAACCCGAUGUCCCCCUAUGCAACGCGAUGAUCAAGUCCCACCUCUCUUCUCGUCACUUCUCUGAAGCCAUUCAUCUCUAUAAUUGUCUUAGGAGGGAGGAAGGCUUCCUACCCGACAAUUACACUUUUACCAUUCUCACCAAGUGCUGCUUCUUGAAUGCAUCGAUUGUGGAAGGGAUGGAAGUGCACGCUCACGUGUUGAGAUAUGGUUUUAACUCGAAUUUAUACGUGGCGAAUGCGUUGGUUGACAUGUAUGGGAAGAUGGGGCAAAUGGGCUUCGCUAGGAAAGUCUUUGAUGAAAUGACUGAGAGGAGUUCUGCGUCGUGGAACGCUCUCAUGUAUGGGUAUAUCAGGGGUGGAGAUAUGGGCGCUGUGGAAGGAGUUCUCGAUGCUAUGGCUUCCAUGCCCGAGAAGGAUUUGUUGCCGUGGAAGAUGAUGAUUGAUGUGUAUGUGAAGUCGGGGAAGAUGGCAUCGGCUGAGAUGUUAUUUUAUGCUGUCCCUGAGAAAGAUGUGGAGCUGUGGAAUACUUUGAUUGGCGGGUAUGUGAAGUUAGGGGAUAUGAGAUCGGCAAAGUUGUUGUUUGAUGCCAUGAUGGAGAAAAAUGUGGUGUCUUGGACCACCAUGAUGAAUGGGCAUGUGAAGCUAGGGCAAAUGAGAUCGGCUAAGAUGAUUUUUGAUGCAAUGCCAGAAAGAGAUUUAGGAUCCUGGAAUACUUUGAUUGGAGGGUAUGUGAAGUUAGGUGAUAUUGCAGCAGCCAAGAUGUUGUUUGAUGCCAUGCCAGAGAAAAAUGAAGUGUCUUGGAGUAUGAUGAUCAAUGCUUAUGCUAACAUGGGAGACAUGAGAUCAGCUAACAUGCUGUUUGAUAUUAUGCCCGACAAAAAUGUGGUUGCUUGGAGCACUAUGAUCAAUGGCCAUGCAAAGUUAGGGCAGCUGACAACAGCUAAGAUGUUGUUUGAUGCCAUGCCCGUGAAAAAUGUGAUAUCUUGGAAUACUAUGAUAAAUGGAUAUGUGAAGUUGAGGGACAUGCGAUCAGCCAAGAUGCUGUUUGAUGUCAUGCCAGAGAAAAGUAUCGUGUCUUGGACCACUAUGAUUGACGGGUAUGUGAAGUUGAGGAACAUGAGAUUGGCAAAAAUGUUGUUUGAUGCAAUGCCGGAGAAGAAUGUGAUUGCUUGGUCCACUAUGGUCAAUGGAUAUGUAAAUAUGGAGGAUAUGAGAUCGGCAAAGAUGUUGUUUGAUGCCAUGCCAGAUAAAAACGUGGUUUCCUGGAAUACUUUGAUUGGUGGGUUUGUGAAGUUAGGUGAUUUAAAAUUGGCUAAGAUGUUGCUUGAUGACAUGCCCGAGAAAAAUGUGGUGUCAUGGACCACUAUGAUCAAUGGUUAUGUGAAGUCAAGGGAGAUGAGAUUGGCGGAAAUGUUGUUUGAUGCUAUGCCAAAGAAAGAUGUGGUGUCUUAUAAUACUCUGAUUAAAGGGUAUGUGAUUUCAGGGGAUAUUAGAUCAGCCAAGACGUUGUUUGAUACCAUGCCGGAGAAAAAUGUGGUGUCUUGGAAUACUUUGAUUGGUGGGUGUGUGAAGAUAGAGGAUAUGAAAUUAGCCAUGAAGUUGUUCGAUGCUAUGCCAGAGAAAGAUGCGGUGUCUUGGAAUACAAUGAUCAAGGGGUUUUUGAAGUUGGGGGAGAUGACAUCAGCCAAGAUGUUGUUCGAUUCCAUGCCAGAGAAAGAUGCAGUAUCUUGGAAUAUGUUGAUUGAUGGGUAUGUGAAGUUGGGGGAUAUGAGAUUAGCCAAGGUGAUGUUUGAUGCCAUGCCAGAGAAAGAUGUAGUCUCAUGGACCACUAUGGUUCACGGAUAUAGUAGCAUUGGUGAUGUAGAUCAUGCUAGGCAGCUAUUUGAUAUGAUGCCUGGCAGGAAUAUGUUUUCUUGGAGCACAAUGAUUGGUGGAUAUUGUAAGAAGAAGAAACCCCAUCAAGCAUUGUUGUUGUUCCAGCAGUUCCUUGCAUGCAACGUGUUUGAGCCCGAUAGAAUUAUGAUUCUUGCUGUUCUUCCAGCCAUUGCAGAUUUGGGUGCUCUGGAUUUGGGGAAUCGGGUGUAUGAAUUCAUGAAGAAAAAGAAGUUGGACGUGUAUGCAGAAGUUUCGACAGCAGUGGUGCACAUGUAUGCUAACUGUGGGGAAAUCGAGAAAGCAAGAAAAGUUUUUCACGAGGUUCGAGCAAGAGAUGCAUCUAUGUGGACUGCUUUCAUCAACGGCUUGGCACUCAAUGGGUGUGGCAAAGAGGCACUACAAGCGUUUGCAGAUAUGAAGAGAAACGGGUUCAACCCAAACGAGGAUACCUUUGAUGGUAUCUUGUCAGCUUGCAGCUAUGGUGGUUCAGUAGAGGAAGGAAUCAGACGGUUCAUUAAAAUGGGAGAGUUGGGACUCAACCCUAAGCUAAAGCAUUACAGCUGUUUAGUUGAUCUCUUGGCUAGGGUUGGAUGCACGGAGGAAGCUGAGACAUUGAUUGAGAGCAUGCCUUACGAGGCUGAUGAGAUCAUGCUGGCUUCGUUACUGCUUGCAUGUGUUAAUGCGAAGGACGCUGCCAGAGCUGAGAAGGUGGUCAGAAAAGCGAUGGAUGUGAGACGAGCUAGAGAAGCUAAGAAUGAGAUGUGGUACAGCGCAAUCGAGAUGAACAACCAGAUUUUGUUGGUUGUUGAUGGAGAUAAGUGCCUUCCAUUUUGGGAAGUCACACAUUUGCUGUUGGAUCAAUUGCAUAUGCACAUCAAGAUUGUAGGCACAGUAAGUUUAUAGUAGUUGGAAGUAGAGUAAGCUUUUGAGUUGAAGAAACUGGUAAUAAAACAGUCAUGAGAUUGCACUUCACUUUAGAGGUCGUGAAAUUGAUAAUAAAACGGUCAUGAAAUUGAUCUUUACUGUUUUUUACAGAGCUGUUUUGUGCUAUUAUAUUUUCCAA